This is a messenger RNA of Rotaria socialis, 1314 nucleotides long. The record is from the annotation of a GenBank genome assembly. NCBI's taxonomy places the organism in Eukaryota, Metazoa, Rotifera, Eurotatoria, Philodinida, Philodinidae.
AUGGCUAAACUGGUUUUCUCUACAAUUAUUUAUACUGUGAUCAUAAAUUGUUAUUUAGUUUCAAGUGAUGAACAAAGUCCAUUAGCUAAUACUAAUAAUCUCAUUGAAGAUUCCAGUUGCCCUAUAGCCGAAUUAAAUGAUCUUAAUAAUCAACGUCUUUAUCCAUUAUUACAUAAGAUAGUUGAUAAAAAUUAUUUUCGAUUUUAUCCAGUUAAUCUUAGAAAGAAAUGUCUAUUUUGGCCAGAUGAUGGUCAUUGUUCACGUCGAACAUGUGCAAUAAAACAAUGUCCUGUUGAAAAAUUACCUGAACCAUUGCGUGAUAAAGUAAAUCAUUUACAUGAGUCUUGUGCCACGAUUCAUAGUAAUUCGUCACUUGACAUAAUUAAUAAAAAUAUAAGUGAAGAACAUAAGCAAACUAUUCAAACUUGGAUUCAAUUCGAUGAUGGACAAUCGGACAAUUUUUGUGAUGUUGAUGAUGAAACAUCAGUUGAUUUAGAAUAUAUUGAUUUAUCAAUGAAUCUCGAACGUUACACUGGCUAUACAGGUCCAUCAACUCAACGUGUAUGGUCAGCAAUCUAUAAUGAAAAUUGUUUCUUUUUGCCAGAUUCAAAAAUCUAUUAUGAUCUGAGACAAAAACGAUUAAACGCACAUAAAAUGUGUCUUGAAGGACGAACAUUCUAUCGUCUUGUAUCAGGUCUACAUACAAGUAUUACAAUACAUUUAUGUGCACAAUACUUUUUUCCAACAAUCGGUGGCGGCUAUACAGGUCUAGAUGGCAGAUGGGGACCAAAUUUUGACGAAUUUCAACGACGUUUUGAUCCACAAACAACUGAUGGCGAAGGUCCAAAAUGGUUAAAAAAUGUUUAUUUUAUUUAUUUAAUAGAACUACGUGCUAUUUAUAAAGCACGAAACUUUUUUAAAGAUCAAACAUUUUUUACAGGAAAUGAAGCUGAUGAUUCAGAUACAAAAGAAUUAUUUAUGAAUCAAUUUAUAAAGGAAAUUGAACCAUUUGCAAAUUAUUUCGAUGAAGAUUAUCUAUUUCAAAAUGGCAAUGAACUGUUAAAAGUUGAAUUUAAAGAACAUUUUCGAAAUAUUAGUUAUAUUAUGGAUUGUGUUGGUUGUGAUAAAUGCAAAUUAUGGGGAAAAUUACAAGUGCAAGCAUUAGGUACGGCAUUAAAAAUUCUUUUUACGGAACAUCCAAUACAGUUACAACGAUCAGAAAUUGUUUCAUUAAUUAAUGGAUUUAAUCGUUUAUCAACAAGCAUAUAUCAACUUGAACGUACAUUCAAAACAUAUAUUAAGAAAAAUAGUUGA